GGCCCGCCUCCGGGGCUGAAGCUUUUACCGCGUCCGAGGCGCGUCUAACCGGAGUCGGGGAGACGCAGAGCUGUUAUCUUUUGGUCUCUGGCGCCUAAACCAUCCCAGAACCCGUGAUGACAAAGCUGCUACGUGGGGCGAGAAAUAGUCGGGGUUGAGCCCCAGCUGGGCCGACGGCUCGCACUCUUCUGGUCUCUUUGGCACGCCUAUCCUGAAGAAAUGAGUGGUGGAUUGGCUCCAAGUAAAAGUACAGUGUAUGUAUCCAACUUGCCCUUUUCCCUAACAAACAAUGACUUAUACCGGAUAUUUUCCAAGUAUGGCAAAGUUGUAAAGGUUACUAUAAUGAAAGAUAAAGAUACCAGGAAGAGUAAAGGGGUUGCAUUUAUUUUAUUUUUGGAUAAAGAAUCUGCGCAAAACUGUACCAGAGCAAUAAACAAUAAACAGUUAUUUGGUAGAGUGAUAAAAGCAAGCAUUGCUAUUGACAAUGGAAGAGCAGCUGAGUUCAUCCGAAGGCGAAACUACUUUGAUAAAUCUAAGUGUUAUGAAUGUGGGGAAAGUGGACACUUAAGUUAUGCCUGUCCUAAAAAUAUGCUUGGAGAACGUGAACCUCCAAAGAAGAAGGAGAAAAAAAAAAAAAAGAAAAUUCCUGAACCAGAAGAAGAAAUUGAAGAAGUAGAAGAAAGUGAAGAUGAAGGGGAAGAUCCUGCUCUUGACAGCCUCGGUCAGGCCAUAGCUUUCCAGCAAGCCAAAAUUGAAGAGGAACAGAAAAGAUGGAAACCCAGUUCAGGGGACUCCUCAACAUCAGAUGAUUCAAGACGCCCAAGGAUAAAGAAAAGCACAUAUUUCAGUGAUGAAGAAGAACUUAGUGAUUAAAAUUAAUAUUUAUUGUGUAAAUAUCGUUAAAAUAAACGAUAUUUAAAAUAAAGAAAAUCUUAAAAUA
Molecule: messenger RNA, 940 nt
Organism: Choloepus didactylus (southern two-toed sloth)
Lineage: Eukaryota; Metazoa; Chordata; Mammalia; Pilosa; Megalonychidae
Gene: ZCRB1
Product: zinc finger CCHC-type and RNA binding motif containing 1
Exons: 8
Coding region: 220-873 (217 amino acids)
Biological process (GO): mRNA splicing, via spliceosome
Cellular component (GO): U12-type spliceosomal complex
Molecular function (GO): zinc ion binding; RNA binding
Source: RefSeq, a predicted model, not a curated record